This is a messenger RNA of Penaeus indicus, 537 nucleotides long. RefSeq names its product larval cuticle protein LCP-17-like. The transcript has 3 exons. The record is from RefSeq and is a predicted model, not a curated record. Lineage: Eukaryota; Metazoa; Arthropoda; Malacostraca; Decapoda; Penaeidae. The coding region runs from base 1 to 537 and encodes 178 amino acids.
AUGCCCGUGGAGAGAUUUCACGGUCAUAUGGUGCUCCUCGUGAUGACUAAAGCUCUUGAACAACUACUUUAUAUUCACGGUUGUCGACAUGUUGACAUUGUAGUGCUCGCCCUCCUUGUCGCCGUGGCCUUUGCCGACAGGCUGUAUCAGGCCCCAGCUCGGGAUGACUCCGACGAGAUCGCCAUCUUGAGGGACGACCGCGUGAUCGAGGAUGAACGGAAGGUACAACUUCGACAAUGGAAACUGCUAACGGAAUCGUCAUGUCGGAGUCUGGCUCUCCUGGAGAAGAUGGAGCCAUUAAUAGUGCUGGAUCCUUUUCGUAAGUACACCGCUCCUGACGGCACCGAUAUCCACCUCAAAUAUAUAGCUGACGAAAACGGCUUCCAGCCCCAGGGCGACCACCUACCAGUGGCUCCCGAGUUCCCCCAUCCAAUCCCCGACUUCGUGCUCAGGCAGAUCGAAUUCGCCAAAGAGGAAGAUGCCCGUAAUGCCCGUGGAGAGAUUUCACGGUCAUAUGGUGCUCCUCGUGAUGACUAA